GAUCGAGAUAGACUAAAUAAUGUCUAUAAAAACUCUUUUCUUGGUAUGUGGUCAUUGAUCUAAACAAAGAAGACUCUAAAUUAAAACAAUGGAGGAAAAUAGCUUUUGGACUCUAUCCAUUACAUAGAUCAAUGGUGGAAACUAACUUGCUAUCCUCCAUUAAAGCACCUCGAGUCUUCUCAAAGUUCAUCUGGUCGGGUUGGGCAAACCUAACAAGAAAAGGGCAUAAAAACAAGACAUAUCUGAUCAACCCGACCCACUUUAACCUCUUUGUUGGCCGCGUAACUUGUUCGCACGCGGCCAUCUCACAAAGAACAUACAUUAAAAAAAACACAAGAACCAAGAAAGAAGAACCCGUGCCCUUUUUUCAAAAAAGAAAGAAAGAAGAACCCUAGUUUGCACUGCAAACUUUGCAGAUACAACCACAUCUUCAUAACACAUUAGCUUUAUACACACGUCACGUGAUAUAUAUGCAAAAUGGUGAGAAUAAGAGAAAACCUUACAUGGUCAGUCUCAACACCUGCACUUCGGGAGGUCAGAACGACAGCAACAACGCCGGUGGCUUCACAAAAACCAAAACAUCGGUUAACAAAACAACUAUCUAUGUGUGAGUCACCACGAGACAUUGCUUGGGAAAGAAGAAAACGUCAGAUGAUAAUGAUUCAAGAGAAGAAGACGCGCGUUUCAGAAAAUCUUAGUGAACAGAAGAAACUAACCGAUGAGGAUUUAAACGAGCUUAAAGGAUCCAUUGAGCUAGGUUUCGGUUUUAAAGAAGAGGCAGGACAAAAGCUCUGUAAUACAUUACCAGCUCUUGAUCUUUACUUUGCAGUGAAUCGUCAGCUGUCUCCUCUCCCUUCGCCUAGCAGCAGCCGUAGCAGCAGCGCAUUGGCAUCAGCUUUCUCGAUGAGUAUACCUUGUAGCCCAAAGAAAACUGAUUCAGAUUCAUUAAAGAUCGUGUGUCCAGGGGACAAUCCUCAACAAGUGAAGGAGAGAUUGAGACAUUGGGCACAAGCAGUUGCAUGCUCUGUGAUGCAGACAUAUUGAUAAGUGUAUAAGAUUUUCUUUUGAGAGAUAGGAAGUAAAAGAAUCCUUUUAUGGCUGUGUAUAUACUUUGUGUAAAGGGAAGAAAAAGAUAAGAAACAAUAAAGGUUUUCUUGUUCGUUAAAUUGUAUAUACCAAAAGGUUUCGAUAUA
This is a messenger RNA of Raphanus sativus (radish), 1193 nucleotides long. RefSeq lists its product as uncharacterized. NCBI's taxonomy places the organism in Eukaryota, Viridiplantae, Streptophyta, Magnoliopsida, Brassicales, Brassicaceae. The transcript has 2 exons. The coding region runs from base 478 to 1044 and encodes 188 amino acids. The record is from RefSeq and is a predicted model, not a curated record.